UCAACCAUCUAAACUAUAAUUCGUCCUAAAAUACAAACAAAAAUAAGUCAAAGAAAAUUGACGUAUUUAAUCAAAUUUUAUGUCAAAUACAUGAAAUUUUUUACCAAGUUUAGGUCGGAGAAAGUACAUAUUCAAAUAUACAAAGAAAUAUUGGGUACUUUCGGCAAUAAUACCACAUCUGAUUCCACUCUUUACAAUGUUAUAUUAUUAUUUUCUGUGAUGCUAUGUUUAGUGGUGGAUUGAAAUUUUUAACAGAAAAUAGUAAACGAAGCAAAAAGCCAAAAAUGGAAACUUCAGAUUUGGAGUACACAGGCACCGAAGAUCAACACAUCCCAAUCGAUCUUUUCGGUUCCAAAAAACACGCCGGAGUUCCACGUGGCAUCCUAGCGUUUACAGAUGCAUCGGGGAACAUAGUCUUCAAGGUGCACCGUCAACCACCCGAUCCCAAUUCCUCUUCCUCUUUAAAGGAUACAAAACUCUUGCUUGAUUCCAAUGAUAAUCCUCUGUUUUCCAUCCACCGUCAUCAUAAUGGGAUUUGGAAAUGUUACAAGGGAAGUGGCGAUGAGAAUAAGGAGCUUGUGUUACAAGUGAAGAGGACUGUGAAAACAAUUACUAAAGUUGAGUUAGAGGUGUUUUUUGCUGGUGAGAGAUUAAAGGACAACGACACUUGCGACUUAAAAGUAAUUGGUUCCCCUUUCAAGAGAUCGUGCAGCGUCUAUAAAGACGGUGAUUUGGUUGCACAGAGUAGCCUGAUGUACAAGCUUAACCAAAUAUACGUCAGUCGGGGCUAUCUUUCCAGCACAAUACAACAGAGAUAUUCAUGUAUUUUGAAGAAAACCUAAAGCUCACGCCAGAAAGUUUGUCCGACAAAGCUGUAGCCAUGGAUGAGUUGAAAGAGAUGUACCAGCAGGUAUACAAUCCAAAUAACUUUAAUAUACUUUUAAAUCAAAGUCUUGAAUUUAUUGGUUUGCAAUGGUUCUCUCUUUUAGCUGUUAAGGAAAUGUUUUUUUGUAUGGUAUGAAAGGAUUUCAAAAUAGUGGUAGAUAUGUUGCUUUGGGCUUGAAUAGCUUUUGCUUCAUGUUAGGACUGGAUAAAUGAAAUAAAUAGAAACAAAUUUUGUGCA
This is a messenger RNA of Medicago truncatula (barrel medic), 1123 nucleotides long. Its product is annotated as protein LURP-one-related 7. The transcript is spliced from 4 exons. The record is from RefSeq and is a predicted model, not a curated record. Lineage: Eukaryota; Viridiplantae; Streptophyta; Magnoliopsida; Fabales; Fabaceae. Bases 225 to 842 code for a protein of 205 amino acids.